Coffea eugenioides is the source of this 1590-nucleotide messenger RNA. RefSeq names its product receptor like protein 21-like. The coding region runs from base 1 to 1590 and encodes 529 amino acids. NCBI's taxonomy places the organism in Eukaryota, Viridiplantae, Streptophyta, Magnoliopsida, Gentianales, Rubiaceae. The transcript has 3 exons. The record is from RefSeq and is a predicted model, not a curated record. Gene Ontology annotation, molecular function: protein binding.
AUGUGGGAUGGACUAAGUCAAACUAACACUCUCAAAGUGUUAUCUUUGAGAACUAUUGGUACUAAUGAUUCCUCCAUUCUUCAAGGAAUUUGCAAUUUGAAGAAUCUCCAUGAUCUUGAUCUGAGUUGGAAUGAAUUUAAUGGGUUUAUUCCUAUGUGCUUCAGCAACUUGACAUAUCUACGAUUUCUCAAUCUCUCUUAUAAUCAUUUUAGCAGGAACAUACCUGCAGCUCUCAUUACUCCUCUCGUACACCUUGAGUAUAUCUCUCUCUCUGGAAACAUUUUUGGAGGUUCUUUUUCUUUCGGAUCUUUGGCCAACCAUUCGAGGCUUCAGGUGUUCAAAGUUGUAUCUUUGAACAAUGAUUUACAAGUCGACACUGAAGAUCUUGCUCUUCCACCACCAUUUCAGCUAAAGGUUCUCUAUUUAUCUGGUUGUAGCUUGAACAAUCGGACUCAAAGAACCCCAAGUUUUCUACUCCAUCAAAAAGAGAUAUAUGUUCUUGAUCUUUCUUCCAAUAAGUUAGUUGGGGAGAUUCCCACUUGGUUGCAGGAAAAUAACACACAAUUACAAUCUCUAAAUCUGCAGGAUAACUCUUUUAUGGGCAAUAUCCCCCAAUCACUAGGAAACUUGACAGAAAUAUGGUCAAUAGAUUUGUCUUACAACAGGCUAUCAGGGGAAGUGCCAGAAGAAAUUGCAACUGGAUGCUCCUCGCUUAUGAACCUGGUAUUGUCGUAUAACAAUCUGGAUGGCAAUUUCCCUUCUACGUUCAUGAACAUUUCAAACCUAUACAUCCUUUAUUUGGAUAGUAACUAUUUCACUGGGCGUAUAUCUUAUGCAUUAUCUCCUAGUGUAAGUGUACGUUAUUUGGACUUUUCAUAUAAUGGAUUUCAGGGCAGAAUUCCUAGUUUGAUUGGAAAUUGUUCAUCAUUGAUAUCUCUUGAUAUGCCAGCCAACUUACUAGAAGGGAGCUUACUGGAUGCUAUAUGCAAACUUUCACAACUUGAAUUUUUAGACCUCUCCAAAAAUCAGUUGAUCGGACAUUUACCAGCUUGCUCCCAACUUACAUCAUUCAAGUUCCUCCACCUGCAUCACAACAUGAUCUCAGGUUCCAUCUUAACGAUGCUGUCUGGAAGCUUCAAUUUGAGGACACUUAAUUUGAGGAAUAACAAGCUAUCUGGUGGUAUACCACGCUUUACUGAUAAACUUAAAAAGCUCAGGGUUCUUCUGCUACGGGGGAAUGAACUGCAAGGUCAUAUUCCAUUGCACUUAUGUCAGCUGCAGAAACAGACAAUUAUGGAUCUUUCUCAGAAUAAAUUUUCUGGGCCACUACCUUCAUGCUUUAGUAACAUCUCUUUUGGCAGAGGGCAAUUUGACACAGAUGCCUUUCUUACCAAUGGUGAGCUUGUUACAAAGGGAGACUCAAUGGGAUACAAUAAAUCUAAUUCCUUGGGUAUUGAGGAGUACAUGUUUGACAUUUUGUUAGAUUCACCCGUGGAAGAAGAAGUGGAUUUCACAACAAAAAGUAGAGCAGAACGCUAUGCAGGGAAUAUAUUAAAUUUCAUGUCUAGACUUGAUUUGUCGUGUAACUAA